This is a messenger RNA of Coregonus sp. 'balchen', 12897 nucleotides long. Lineage: Eukaryota; Metazoa; Chordata; Actinopteri; Salmoniformes; Salmonidae. The record is from the annotation of a GenBank genome assembly.
AUGAAGACUUGUCUCCGCAGCACAAUGAUUGGCCUGAUUGUACUCACACUCCUGGGGGCUGCAGGUAACACACACACACACACACACAUAGAGACACACAUAUUUUACAGACAAUGUGGACAUUAGCUUAAUGCUCUCCUUUUGCCCAUCUUGUAUAUCUCUAACCUCUGCAUCUCUCUGUCUUCUGUCACCUUCCUCCUCUCAUACUCUCUGAACACUACUCCCUCUCUCCAUCCUCCUCUCUUUCUCAUCUGACCCUCCCUCUACCUUCCUCUCCUUCCCUCCCUCAGUGGCAGCUCCUAUGGAUGACAGGAUUGUGGGGGGUUAUGAGUGUGAGGCUCACUCCCAGCCUUGGCAAGCCUCUCUUAACAUUGGCUACCACUUCUGUGGCGGCUCCCUCAUAAACGACCAGUGGAUCAUCUCUGCCGCCCACUGCUGGAUGAAGUGAGUACUGCAAGGUCACAGUCAACCGUCUUUUCCCUUUACUGCGCCUCCCUUAGGCCUCUCUUCUGCUGUUAGUUCAUUCACACAAACCUUAUAUAAGAACCAUGUAAAGUUACAAAAUAAAAUCACGCUGUCCAUGUCACCAAUUUUCAUUCUGUCUUCACUUUCUGUCUACCCCUCUCUCUCCUUGUCUUAGGAUGUGACCUAGAUAAUCACUGAUAUUCACUUCAUGCACAUUACUUCUUGUCAUAUCAAAGAUAUGACCUCUCUCUCUCUCUCUCUCACUCACUGGAGCCCUCGCGAUCGAAGUCUCGCUACGUCUCUACUCUCUCUCUAGAGCCUCUCGUCUCUCAUCUCUCUAAGCUCUCCAUCCUUGGAGAGCUGCCAUCCCUGGUGACCACCACAUCUGGAAGCACGAGGGUACGGAGCAAGCUACAUGUCGUGGACGCCCAUCUACUGGCACAAGAGUACCAACACCAGCCCCUGAGACCACGACAUUAUGUGUUGAAGCUGGCCCACCCUGUCAAUCUAAAUGAGGUUGUCAGCCAUCGCCUGCCCACGGCCCCUGCCCAAGGCUGGGGACAUGUGUGUGGUGUCUGGAUGGGGAAACAUCUACACCGACUCUGGUAUGUAUGCAGACAGAGUGUAGUGUGGGAUGGGGUGGAAUGAGGAUGAGAUUGGGAUGAGAUUAGAAAAUAUGGGUUAUUGAAUGCAAUCAACUAAAUUACAUCUUCUUUAAACUGUAGCUCACUGUAGGCCUACAUGUUGAUGGGGAAUCACCAAGUCAAUUUACUUGUUGACAAGUCUGGUGAUGAGAGUCCUGAGAGGGUAGCUUCUCUCAUAUAUCUCUCUUCUCUCUCUCUCUCUCUCUCUCUCUCUCUCUCUCUCUCUCUCUCUCUCUCUCUCUCUCUCUCUCUCAGUGUUCAACCCAUUUAACCUGCAGUGUGUGGACAUCCCCAUCCUGUCUAAUAAGGACUGUGAGGAGUCCUACCCUGGCCAAAUCACUGAUACCAUGGUGUGUGCCGGAUACCUGGAGGGAGGCAAGGACUCCUGUCAGGUAUGGAGAAUACCCCUGCAACCUCACAAACAGAACAUUUCAUUUGUUUCUUCAUUCAUUUAUAUAUUAAUUCAUUCUCUCUCUCUCUCUCUCCCUCUAUUUCUCUUUCAGGGUGACUCUGGCGGUCCCCUGGUGUGUAACGGAGAGCUGCAUGGCAUCGUGUCCUGGGGUGUUGGCUGUGCCCAGCCCAACUACCCUGGUGUCUACACCAAGGUCUGUGCCCUGCUGCCCUGGAUCCAAGAGACCAUCACCAACUACUAGCCUGUGCCCUCCCCACCAGAGUAGAGAGAAAGAGAGAGGGAGAGAGAGAGAGAGAAGAAGAUUAAGUAGAGAGAGAUAGAAGGCUGAUGUUGAUACAUGCAGGAAGACAAAGGGACAUCUAGUCAAUAAAAUGACAUCUUUGACUUCAGAUCCUACUGUAUGUUUGUCUUUUUUAUUACAAUUCUUUGUGUCAAUAAAACAAACAAUACACAAACAAUCAAUUAUUUAGGUAACAGGGUAGACCACUACAAUAUAUAAAGUCACAUCAAAAAUUGUAAUAAUGUAAAAUUAGAUGACACAAAGACUAAUAAAACAUUGAAAGAAUAAGAGGUACUCUUCCACUGUUUGGCAUUUCCCAAGUAUCCACCUACUAGUUACUAGUACAAUCAAAUAGUGACAUUGGUAUAGAGUACAGAGCAGGACAUUAGUUGGCAAAGACAAAUCAAAUGGAAAAGUAACCAUGCUAACAAAGAUAUGCUAACAAAUGUAUAGCAUCCAUUGUAUUGCACUACACAAUGCUAAUGCUGCUGAUGAUGCUAAUGCUAAUAAUGAUGGUAUAGCUAACAACAAUGCUAAUUCUAAUAAUGAUGCUAACUCUAAUAACAACGCUAUAACUAAGUUAACAAACUCAAACCUUGGGUUCCUGACUCUUUAUUGUCAUGGUAACAAAAGUGAUUACAUUUUAGUCAUUUAGCAGACGCUCUUAUCCAGAGCAACUUACAGGUAGUGAAUGCAUACGUUAUUUUCUUUUCUUCAUAUACUGGCCCCCCGUGGGAAACUAACCCACAUCCCUGCCGGCCAAACCCUCCCCUACCUUGGACCAAUUGUGCGCCGCCCAUGGGUCUCCCGGUCGCGACAGAGCCUGGACUCGAACCAGGAUCUCUAGUGGCACAGCUAGCACUGCGAUGCAGUGCCUUAGACCACUGCGCCACUCGGGAGUGAUUAGACAUUUGACAUUGACAUUUGACCUGUAAGAGAUGUAUCUACAGCGCUUGUAGCAUCCACCAUGAAGAACAGGUUUUCUCAGUUUGAUUAUUUUACGUCAUUCUACGCCUGCCGCCAUGAGCACUGCUUUAGCAUCCUCCACCAUCUCUUUUAUUCCCUUGUCCAGAAGGUGUAGUGUAGUGGCAAAGGCAAUCCCCACUGACCCAAAACUACCAAUGGCAGGUAUGCUAGUCAACAGAACCUCAAUAGUCUUGGCUGCCACCAUGGCUGUUGUACUCAGCAUUCCAGCCACCACCUUCUCAUCGACUCCCCCAGCGAAGCGAGACUUCAUCGUUGAGCUCAGUUCACCCACUGGCUUAUUGACACGUUCUGAGAGUCUCUGGAGGGAUUUCUCAUCCACUCCAAAGAAUAUGAAGGCCCUGUAGAGGAAGGCCUGCAUAAUACCAAUCUUACAGCCCACCGAGAAGCCAGGGAUGGGUACGGCUGCUGUGGUGGAGGCGGCAGCAGCUGCAGCACAGGCAGUUUGGAAAAUACAUUUCCUCUUCUUUUCAAUCAUGACUUUGGAGCAAAUCAGCAGAGACUGGAUCAAGGCGGACCGCUUGUGCCCUGGGAGGUUUUUCGAGAGAGUCGAUCAGCUGCUGGGAAUCUUACUUCCCCAGCUCUAAGGUGGAGAUGAGGAAGACUUUUGGGUUCCCUUCGGUCUUCAGGUACUCCUCACAGUUCUGUCUGAUCUUGGAGAGCAAAUCUUCCUCCCUGUAGUUCUUCUUCCAUGCCUCGGCUCGGAUGUCGUUGUCGAUCUUAGACUGGACAAAGUAAAACAUCUUCUUCAUCUUCUGGAUUUCUUUGGCCAGCAUGAUGUCGUUCUCUUUGAACCUCACCGUGCCAAUGAUGAUGAAGAAGUCGUAGGUUUUAAACCUGACCACCUUUAGAUACUUCUUUGCUUUAAAGUUUGAGGUCCCAGAUGUACACGUUAGGCAUGGUAGGGUGGCUGUAACUGAUGGCCUUCAUGGUGGUCUUGGUCACUCCGGUUUCUGCUGCUCCCUCGUCCCCAUCUCUGAGUCCAAGAAAGGCAUUAACGAAGGUGGAUUUUCCCACCCCGCUCUCCCCUGCCACAGCGAUGCUAAGGGUCACAUUCUCCAGGAGAUCCAGGUCCUUCUUUUCCUUGGCUGCGUUCUCUGCUUGGGUAAACUUGUCGCAGUUCUUAAUUUCAUUGAUGAUGUCAGGAUCUUCACAGAAGUUUUCAUCAGACAUCUUGCUACUGAAAACCAAGAAAAUGUGUUAAUUGAGAAAAGUUGUUAAAUUAAUAACACACAAACAUCCAUCACUUGCAGAACUAUACAUUUAUGUAAUAUACAUGCAUUGCAACAAGCGGAUAAGGCAGUGACGCAAGAAAGACAGAUGUCCUAACUCUGCCCUUUCGUCAAUGUCAAACUGAUGUUGUCUACUUACAGACGUGUAUGCUGGAACCAGACACAGCGCCAGGGUAAAGUGACUAAGGGGGCAGUUGAAAUCGGCGAGGGGGGCACAUUUUAUGGGGGUUCUUACAUUGGAAUUGUAUUGAAUUCUGCUUAUAUAAUCACGCUACACCACAAUAAACAUAAAGUUAAAAUGCAGACACUCCAAGAUCAUUGAAUGCUUUUAAAAUCUGUAGCCUAUAUCUGCUGCACUGUAUCAGCACAAUGAACAGCGCCCUACAUCUAAGCCGUUUUUGCUACAAGAUAGAUAAGGCAAUUCACCUAUUACAAACAGCCUAUGUGAAUGCAGCCAUACACACAGCUGUCUUACCAAAAUAAUGCAAGUUAAAUGCUGAAAGUAGUAGCCUAGUUAUUCAUGCAUGCAAAGAAAAAUACUGAAUAGCAGUUUGGCUUAGAAUACCGACAGAACUACGAAUGUGAACGAAUGCGAACAGAACAAAACAGCGGUACCAAGCAGUAAGCCUAGCAAACAAAAUAUCUGAUCGAUAAAGGCAUGACACAAUCUAUAUUUAGGCUAGUUACAUUAACAGUAAACACACGCAGUAAACAAAAGGAGAAUGGAGACCCAAAUAACCAAAACAUAGCCUACAGCCUACUACAGUGAGAUGCAGCCAUGCACAGCUGUCUGUGCCUAUCUCCCUUAGUCAACAAAUCUAAUAAAAUCCAAGUUUAUUGGUCAUUUGCACAGGAUACAGUGUAAACGAUGCAAUGAAAUGCUUACUAGCAAGCUUCCUCAAAAGUGCAAUGUAAAAUGUCUUUUUUUUUUAAUAGUAAAAUAUUAUAGUAAAAGGUAAAAAUGCAAAUAUUAUAUCAAUAAAAAGUAGUAAAAGGUAACAGAACAUCAAAUAUAUGGAAGAAAAAUACAGAAUAUACUAUGUCAAGUAAUGGCAUAUACAAGUAGAGAUUGAAAAGUGACCUACAGAGCAUACAGUAGUGAAUUUUUACAUACAAUAGUAUAUGUCAUAGAUUAUGUCUUCAACCAGAUUUAGUGACUUAAGUUAAGUACAGUAGCAGUGACUGUUUUCUUUUAUUUAUUUGUUUCACCUUUAUUUAACCAGGUAAGUCAGUUGAGAACAAGUUCUCAUUUACAACUGCGACCUGGCCAAGAUUGUCACGCCCUGACUCAGGGGACUCUUAUAUGUUGAGUCAGGGUGUGUUUAUUCUUUGUUUGUAUAUAUUCUAUGUUGUAUAUCUAGCAUGUGUGGAUCUAUGUUGGCCGGUGUGGUUCCCAAUCAGAGGCAGCUGUCGCUCGUUGUCUCUGAUUGGGGACCAUACUUAAGCAGCCUAUUGGCCCAGUCUAGUUGUGGGAUCUUGUUCCGGUUAAGGUAUGUUGUGUGUGCUACCUUGGACUUCACGUUUAGUUUCCUUUGUUGUUUUGUUGUGUGUUUAACAGUUAAAAUAAACAUGUACGCAUAUCACGCUGCGCCUUGGUCCGUCCCGUCAUUCAACGAACGUGACAGAAGAUCCCACCAAACAAGGACCAAGCAGCGUGCCAAGAAGGAGCAAACGCCUGGGACUCAACAUGAGGUUACGUUAGUAGAUGUCCUCCUCGGUUGGGGGAGAAUUACGGAGGAGGAGGCCGUCCGUUAUCGGAGGGCGAUGAAGGAGGAUGCCCAAGUUGGAGAGGAGAAACGGCGCCAACAGUGCCGAAGACGGAGACCCGAGAGGCAACCCAAAGACAUUUUUUGGGGGGGGCACACGGUGUGGACAACGAGGCAGCAGUAGGCCGUUAAAGGGCAGAUCUGCAGGUUAGGAGAGGAGGCCACCAUGUUACGGGGGCUAUUGGUUCAGAGGGAGCAGGAGUUAUUCGGUCAGAGUGAGGCGCUACAGGAGGCUAAAAGGGAGAAGGAAAGAGUAGCGGCACGGCGAGAGGAGCUGGUUAGGCAGCAGAAGGAGCGGGGGUUAAUAAAGGAACCCAGUCCUGCUCCUCGCACCAAGCAAGUGGUGCGUGUCGCCAGUCCGGUCCGGCCCGUUCCUGCUCCCCGCACCAAGCCAGUGGUGCGUGUUCCCAGUACGGCCUGGCCCGUUCCUGCCCUUCGCACCAAGCCUGUGGUGCGCGUCGCCAGUCCGGCCCGGCCUGUUCCUGCUCCUCGCACCAAGCCAGUGGUGCGCGUCGCCAGCCCGGCCUGUUCCUGCUCCUCGCACCAAGCCAGUGGUGCGCGUCGCCAGCCCGGCCCGGCCUGUUCCUGCUCCUCACACCAAGCCAGUGGUGCGCGUCGCCAGCCCGGCCCGGCCUGUUCCUGCUCCUCGCACCAAGCAAGUGGUGCGUGUCGCCAGUCCGGUCCGGCCCGUUCCUGUUCCCCGCACCAAGACAGUGGUGCGUGUUCCUAGUCCGGUCCGGCCCGUGCCUGCUCCUCGCACCAGACCAGUGGUGCGUUUGUCCAGUCCGGCACGGCCCAUGCCCGUUCCACCGGUGCCGGUCAGCUGCUCCACUCCGGAGCCAGAGCAGUCCGCUCCACCGGUGCCUGAUCCAGUGCCAGUCAGCUGUUCCACUCCGGAGCCAGAGCAGUCCGCUCCACCGGUGCCUGAUCCAGCUCCGGUCAGCUGCACCACUCCGGAGCCAGAGCAGUCCGCUCCACCGGUGCCUGAUCCAGCUCCGGUCAGCUGCGCCACUCCAGAGCCAGAGCAGUCCGCUCCACCGGAGUCUAGUCAACAAAUCAUUUUCUUCUGAAACUUGUCAGUUUAUUCUUGUUCUGAGAAAUUAAGGCUAUUCCAUGCGAGAAAUUGCCAAGAAACUGAAGAUCUCGUACAACGCUGUGUACUACUCCCUUCACAGAACAGCGCAAACUGGCUCUAACCAGAAUAGAAAGAGGAGUGGGAGGCCCCGGUGCACAACUGAGCAAGAGGACAAAUACAUUAGAGUGUCAGACGCCUCACAGGUCCUCAACUGGCAGCUUCAUUAAAUAGUACCCGCAAAACACCAGUCUCAACGUCAACAGUGAAGAGGCGACUCCGGGAUGCUGACCUUCUAGGCAGAGUUGCAAAGAAAAAUACAUAUCUCAGACUGGCCAAUAAAAAUAAAAGAUUAAGAUGGGCAAAAGAACACAGACACUGGACAGAGGAAGAUUGGAAAAAAGUGUUAUGGACAGCCGAAUUGAAGUUUGAGGUGUUCGGAUCACAAAGAAUAACAUUUGUGAGAUGCAGACCAAAUGAAAAGAUGCAGGAGGAGUGCUUGAUGCCAUCUGUCAAGCAUGGUGGAGGCAUGAUGUGAUGGUCUGGGGGUGCUUUGGUGGUGGUAAAGUGGGAGAUUUGUUCAGGGUAAAAGGGAUCUUGAAGAAGGAAGGCUAUCACUCCAUUUUGCAACGCCAUGCCAUACCCUGUGGACGGCGCUUGAUUGGAGCCAAUUUCCUCCUACAACAGGACAAUGACCCAAAGCACAGCUCCAAACUAUGCAAUAACGAUUUAGGGAAGAAGCAGUCAGCUGGUAUUUUGUGUAUAAUGGAGUGGCCAGCACAGUCACCGGAUCUCAACCAUAUUGAGCUGUUGUGGGAACAGCUUGACCGUAUGGUACGUAAGAAGUGCCCAUCAAGCCAAUCCAACUUGUGGGAGGUGCUUCAGGAAGCAUGGGGUGAAAUCUCUUCAGAUUACUUCAGCAAAUUGACAACUAGAAUGCCAAAGGUCUGCAAGGCUGUAAUUGCUGCAAAUGGAGGAUUCUUUGAUGAAAGCAAAGUUUGAAGACACAAUUAUUAUUUCUAUUAAAAUUAGAAUAACCUUGUCAAUGACUACAUUUCCUAUGCAUUUUGCUAUAUUUCCUAUUCAAACUCAUUUCAUGUAUGUUUUCAUGGAAAACAAGGACAUUUCUAAGUGACCCCAAACUUUUGAAAGGUAGUGUAAAUAGUAUCAAAGUGAUUUAAUCAAGCAACUUAGUGUCAUGUGCACAUAUUUUUUUAUGUAUUUAAAUGUCCAAUGCAGUUGUUUUUAUCUCAGUAUCAAAUCAUUUUUGGGUAACAAUUAAGUACCUUACUGUGAUUGUUUUCAGUUAAAAUGGUCAAAAAUAAACAAAAAUAGCUUCUUCAAUUUAUCAAGCAAUAAUUUUGCUAGGACUAUGAGGGAGUGGUCUGAGUGGGCAGGGGAAAACUAAAAACUAGCUAUUAUUGGCAGAGAGGUUUGGAACUAUUUUACUUUUAUAUUUUUUAUAGGGGGUUUGGAAGUAUCUUUCGUAUUGGUCUAUUCAUUAAUUUACUCCAUGCCAACAAAACAGGCUGAAAUGUCAGGUGGUCUUUUCAAACAGCUCAUACACUAAAAGUGCAUUAUCAUACUUUUCACAAUUUCACAUUGUUAUUCCAACCUCAUAGUGUGGAAGUAUAUAUAAAACACAGGAAAGUCGCGUGUUUGACUGCACUGGGCCUUUAAGUAGUAAAUCUGCGAUUGCUACAUCAAUUUUUUUACUAUUAAAUUAAUUAUAUAUGAAGAUAUUUUUUCCAAAACACUAUAUAUUUGUUUUCAGAAAUGUUGGUAAAUUAGCUUUUAUUGUUUAAAGAAAUUAUGAAAGAGAUGUGUGUUUUUUCAAUAUCUAAUCAUGGCAUGGGGUUGUUAAAUGGCAGACAUGUACUAUAUAUAGAAAAGUAUGUGGACACCCCUUCAAAUUAGUGGAUUCGGCUAUUUCAGCCACACCCGUUGCUGACAGGUAUUAAAUCGAGCACACAGCCAUGAAAUCUCCAUAGACAAACAUUGGCAGUAGAAUGGCCUUACUGAAGAGCUCAGUGACUUGCAACGUGUCACCGUCAUAGGAUGCCACCUUUCCAACAAGUCAAAUUUCUGCCCUGCUAGAGCUGCCCCGGUCAACUGUAAGUGGUGUUAUUGUGAAGCGGAAACGUCUAGGAGCAUCAACGUCUCAGCCGCGAAGUGGUAGGCCACACAAGCUCACAGAAUGGGACCGCUCAGUGCUGAUGCGUGUAGCGCGUAAAAAUCGUCUGUCCUCGGUUGCAAGACUCACUACCGAGUUCCAAAUUGCCUCUUGAAGCAACAUCAGCAAAAUAACUGUUCGUUGGGAGCUUCAUGAAAUGGGUUUCCAUGGCCGAGCAGCCACACACAAGCCAAAGAUCACCAUGCGCAAUGCCAAGCACCGGCUGGAGUGGUGUAAAGCUCGUCGCUAUUGGACUCGGGAGCAGUGAAAAUGCAUUCUCUGGAGUGAUGAAUCACGCUUCGCUAUCUGGCAGUCCAACGGACGAAUCUGGGUUUGGCGGAUGCCAGGAGAACGCUACCUGCCCAAAUACAUAGGGCCAACUGUAAAGUUUGGUGGAGGAGGAAUAAUGGUCUGGGGCUAUUUUUCAUGGUUUGGGCUAGGCCCCUUAGUUCCAGUGAAGGGAAAUCUUAAUGCUACAGCAUACAAUGACAUUCUAGACGAUUCUGUGCAUCUAACUUUGUGGCAACGGUUUUGGGAAGGCCCUUUCCUGUUUCAACAUGACAAUGCCCCCGUGCACAAAGCGAGUUCCACACAGAAUUGUUUUGUUGAGAUCGGUGUGAAGAACUUGACUGGCCUGCACAGAGCCCUGACCUCAACCCCAUCGAAUACCUUUGGUAUGAAUUGGAACGACGACUGUGAGCCAGGCCUAAUCGCCCAACAUCAUUGCCCAACCUCACUAAGGCUCUUGUGGCUGAAUGGAAGCAAGUCCCCACAGCAAUGUUCCAACAUCUAGUGGAAAGCCUUCCUAGAAGAGUGGAGGCUGUUAUAGCAGCGAAGGAGGGACCAACUACAUAUUAAUGCCCAUGAUUUUGGAAUGAGAUGUUCAACGAGCAGGUGUCCACAUACUUCUGGUCAUGUAGUGUAUUUGUUUAAAAUCACUUGAUGAUUUCAUUUCAGAGAUGUUUUUUUGCAAGAUGCUAUUACCCACCUCACUCUCAGAGAAAUUAGUAGAACUGCAAAUGUAACAAAUAACUACAUAUUUUUUUAUAAAGAACUGUACAAAUGAUACAUUUGUGACAUCAAUAUUUAAAAAUGUUGGUAAAAAAUAAUUCAAUACAGUAAUAUGAGAUCUGUAAAACAUUUACAUUUGACAUUUUAGUCAUUUAGCAGAUGCUCUUAUUGAGAGCGACUUAUAGUUAGUGCAUUCAUCUUAAGUUAGCUAGGCGAGCCAACCACAUAUCACAGUCAAAUAUACAGGAUACGAACAUUCCAUUCCAGCUAAACAAUGGAUUAUAGCAUUUUUCCAAAAAACAACAACAUUUUCAUACACAUCUAAGAUCUAUGAAUUAAUAAUCUGAGAACAGUAAUAUUUUCCACACACAUGAAGGUACCCAUAAGGAAUAACUUCUGAUGAAAAAACACAAAUGUGAAAGAUUGGGGGAUAUAGCGUUUGAAAAUAAGCUCUUCAUAAGCCCAUAGAUUUUUUAAGAAUAUAACUUAUAAAUGCCUCACGAGCUUAGUUCAUGAACUGUCGUACCCCAUCAGAACCCAACAUAUAAGCCUGUUUAACUCCAUUGUUAAACUAUCGUUUUGAUAUCAUGGAUGGUCAGUCCUUGCUUCCAUAGCUCUGUCUAUGAAUUUGAGAGUGGUUACAUUACUCCAGCCCCAUCCUUCAGAUUUUCACCAAAACAGUGGCGGUGUGACCGCUUUGCUGUUGUUUGAAAUGCAGACUGCCCCUUUUAAGAGUGUGGGCAAUAACAGUGGUGUGCAUUCGAUAAGUACAUUCAUGGAUUUUAUUUUCAAUAACCUUUCAACAGAAAGUCCACAAACAAUAGAGGAUUGACAGAAAAUCCUCUCUCUCUCUCUCUCUCUCUCUCUCUCUCUCUCUCUCUCUCUCUCUCUCUCUCUCUCUCUCUCUCUCGCUCUCUCUCUCUCUCUCUCUCUCUCUCUCUCUCUCUCUCUCUCUCUCUCUCUCUCUCUCUCUCUCUCUCUCUCUCUCUCUCUCUCUCUCUCUCUCUCUCUCUCUCUCUCUCUCUCUCUCUCCUUGGAGUCAGCUUGCCAUCCUGGGUGACCACCACAUCUGGAAGCACGAGGGUACGGAGCAGUACAUGUCUGUGGACGCCAUCUACUGGCACCAGAGCUACAACUACCAGACCCUGAACCACGACAUUAUGCUGUUGAAGCUGGCCCACCCUGCCAUUCUCAAUGAGUUUGUCAAGCCCAUCGCCCUGCCCAUGGCCUACCCCAAGGCUGGGGACAUGUGUGUGGUGUCUGAAUAGGAAAACAUUGACACCGACUCUGGUAUGAAUGCAGACUGGGUGUAAAAUGGGAUGGGGUGAGACUGGGGGUCUGAUGGGGGUCCUGAGAGGGUGGCUGUAUUCCACCACUACCUGAUAAUAACACUUAUCUUUAUUCUCUCUCUCUCUCUCUCUCUCUCUCUCUCUCUCUCUCUCUCUCUCUCUCUCUCUCUCUCUCUCUCUCUCUCUCUCUCUCUCUCUCUCUCUCUCUCUCUCUCUCUCAGUGUUCAACCCAUUUAACCUACAGUGUGUGGACAUCCCCAUCCUGUCUAAUAAGAUCUGUGAGAAGUCCGACACUAGCCAGAUCAAUGACACCUAGAGCUCUGCUACCCGACUCGAGCCCGGAUGGGCCACGGCAUUAUACAUUGGGUUGUUUUUUCAUCAAUAACUAGGGUACAGGCAGGACUCGUUUAUCACUAAAUUGAUAUUCAAAGCUGAGUCAUUUGCUCGUGCUCUGCUGGGCAGUACUGUCAUAUCUCACUAAGAUCAUAACAAUAAUAAUAUGCCAUUUAGCAGACGCUUUUUUUAGCCAAAGUGACUUACAUUUUUGUCAUUUAGCAGACACUCUUAUCCAGAGCGACUUACAGUUAGUGAAUACAUUAUUUUUUUAUACUGGCCCCCCAUGGGAAUCAAACCCACAACCCUGGCGUUGCAAACGCCAUGCUCUAUCAACUGAGCUACAUCCCUGCCGGCCAUUCCCUCCCCUACCCUGGACAAAUUGUGCGCCGCCCAUGAGUCUCCCAGUCACAGCCGGCUGCGACAGAGCCUGGAUUCGAACCAGGAUCUCUAGUGGCACAGUUAGCACUGCGAUGCAGUGCCUUAGACCACUGCGCCACUCAGGAGACAGACAUUACUUACAGUAAUGUGUGCAUACAUUUUUAUGUAUGGGUGGUCCCGGGGAUCAAACCCACUACCCUGGCGUUACAAGCGCCAUGCUCUACCAAUUGAGCUACAGAGGACCUCGUCAAAUAUAAAACAGGAGAGAUUAUUCCACAGAAAAUACGAAUGUAGAGUGACUAAACGUAGCUAACAGCUAACUGCUCUCUCAUGCCUCGUCAUUGAGCAGAGCAGCCCAAGCGGAGCCGUUGCUUGAUACUCACAGACACAAAGCCGCCAUGAGCAGAGUUCAUGCAGACCGAGUGACAGAGAGGAGCAGCUAAUGGAUUUACUAAUGGAGGAAGUUAUUUCUGAUUUCGGGUUUCGGGCCAGGCCUUAAAUUUGACAGAAGCAAUCGGGCCUGGGUAGGGUAGGGCCUGAACGUCGCAGGCAUGCCCCUGGAGGGCUCUACUGACACCAUGGUGUGUGCCGUGUACCUGGAGGGAGGUAAGGACGCCUGUCAGAUACAGACAAUACCCCUGCAACUUCGCAAACUAAUCAUUUCAUUAAUUAAUUAAUUUAUAUAUUAAUUAAUUAUCUCUCUCUCUUUCUCUCUUUCCCUCCCUCCCUCCCUCCCUCCCUCUGUCUCUCUCUAAGUGUGACUCUGGCGGUCCCCUGGUGUGUAACGGAGAGAUCAUGGCAUCGUGUCCUGGGGUGUUGGCUGUGCCCAGCCCAACUACCCUGGUGUCUACACCA